Molecule: messenger RNA, 9376 nt
Organism: Xiphophorus hellerii (green swordtail)
Lineage: Eukaryota; Metazoa; Chordata; Actinopteri; Cyprinodontiformes; Poeciliidae
Exons: 10
Coding region: 1574-3226 (550 amino acids)
Biological process (GO): T cell costimulation; positive regulation of T cell proliferation; immune response
Cellular component (GO): external side of plasma membrane
Source: RefSeq, a predicted model, not a curated record
UCUUUUUACUCAUAUUUGUUAUAUACAGAAUUUUUAUAACAACAGAAGUUAAUGUAGUUACUUGAUUGUGCUAUAAUGGUAAUAUUUCGAUGGUACUGCCCCUUAAACUUUUUUUGAUAGUUAUGACAGUUGAGGGUCUUUUGAUAUGAAGGCAAUUUAAAAAUGAACUUAGUUAAUUUGAGCUCAUGUGAAGGGGUAUGUGACCUGGGGAUUGGCCAGCAAGAUAUCCCACAAUGCAUUGUGGUAAUUAAACCACUUUUUUAUUUGUCACAAAAAUUUAAGAUGCUUAAGGUGAAAAUGUACGCAGUCAGUUCAUCAAGAAUGAGCCACGUUCACAGCUCUUAUUAACUAUUUUUACAUUUCCAUACAUGAAACUGCACCAUGACUGAGCUGUACAUUAAUUUUCAUUUUGUUUUACUGAAAUAAAAGUGAGCAUAUUAUCGCUGCUCUGUAUAUUAUCUGAUAAAGUUUGAGUAGAGAAUCAAAUAAAAAGCAGGAGCUGGGAAAUGUUUCAAUCAAGUAAUUUUAUUUUUAUAUAAGUAGCUUCAAGUUAAAAUAUGUUCCUUCAGAAGGUUUUGGGGUUCAAAAUGAUUAUGAGUUACAACAUACACAGAUUUAUUGAAAAUUGCAGAAGUGAAUUCUACUUAAGCAGCUAAUUUAAUAAAAAUUACAACAUUUUGAGGCAAUGAGUUUGCAUAUAUUUCUUAAGUAAAGAGAACUAAUGAGGUUUUGCAGUGCAGCAGGAUGACAGGAGAACAAUGGCCGUGCUUAGACUCCGGGUUUCAGAUGGAAAUCAAACCUGCGGCUGAAGGAAGUCCGGUUAAAGUGUCCAGGAGCUUCAGUGGAAAGUGCUGCUCAUCUGGCUGUAAUUAAAUCAGAACCACUUGAACUCACAUCCAUCUUUAUUUUCCUCCAUGCUGCCUUGUGCAGCCGCUCGCUGGACCUCCUCCAGCUUUGUUUAAACCUCCUCUCUGACUUCCACUCACUACAUGUCCAAUUGCACAUUUUCAUAAUCAGCAUUGACUUCUCAUUUUUCCGUCAGACAUAAAAGUUUUCUUUGUCAGAAAUGUCAAACUUUUGAAUCACAUCCUUUCAAGCUCCUCAGCAUGAAUGCUCUUACAGGCAGUAAGGUAAUGGCUCCAUGGAACAUUAAUGUGAAACGUAUUCAACCUGCUUCACAGGGCGGCAAUUACAGAAAUAAGCCAAGAUUGCUUUGUUGCACCAAAGUACUAAGAGGCUACUGAACAAUAUGAGCCUGUUCGUUCUGCAGAGACUCUCGAGAAAGCAGCUUUUAAAGCCUCUGCUGUGAAAAAAUGCUUUUAAAAGACUUUUUAUUGACAUUUUCCACUGAACUCUCAAACCUUUACUGUGUUUUUCAAACUUUUGAGAGCGUGUCGGCUCUCAAAAAAUAUUCCACUCUCCAUUUACUUUUAUUAUGACAUUCAGGUAAAAACUCCCUUUUCUUUCUUCCAGGAGAAAUGGGAAAAUAUGAGCUGAAUAGCUGAUCAUCAUUUGGGGUCAAUACUUACAGUUUUACCAGAGUGUGGACAAAAUAACAGAGAGGCAGUCCAAGAUGAAAGCAAUCGUAGCGGCGGUACUUAGCGCCGUGUUCUGCACCGUUGUGUCAGCGUCUUCCAAAGUCAAAGAGGAAAGGAGGACGGCCUUCUUCGGCGAAGACGUCCACAUCGAAGUGUCGUCGUGGAGCGACCCGGAGGUCGUGUUCCGACCCAGAACCAACAGCUCCUACGAGGUGCCUCUGCUCCAGGCGGGCCGGGUGACGAACCAGAACAAGACGGAGCUCAACUCUCUGGGCCACCUGGUGCUGAAGGACGUGCAGGAGGAAGACGAGGGGCUGUACAUCAUCAGAAGCGGCAGAAAUGUCAGCAUUUCCAAAAACCUCAUCCUCAUCGUGAGGGACUGCGUUUUGGAGCAGGUUGUAAAGUAUGGAGAAACGUACAUCAUCCACCUGAGUCAAAUCAAAGGUCCGAUCACGCUGGAGUUCAGGCCCAGCCUGGUCAGAGUCAACCAGACGAUGGUCCCUCACACCUCGGAGCCCCCCCCAGUGCUCCUCUACAACCGGAGCGCCGUGUUGGGGGACGACUACGUUGGGCGCCUCAGCGUGUCGGACAGGCAGGUGAUGCUGCACUCGGUCAGGAUGACAGAUGAAGGAAGCUUCACGGUUCUGGACCGGGACGGUCACACCAAGACGAGGAGCUGCCUGAAUGUCAGAGAUCACCAGAGUUUCCUGCAUUUUGCCUACGGAGAAAACCUGAAGAUGAAGCUCUUCCUGCACUACUCCAACCUCAACGUGGUCUACAGGUCCAAACUGGACAACCAGGACCGGGUCAUCGUGAACCAGGGGGUUCUGUUGGCGCCGCUGGACCCGCAGCUGGAGGGACGGCUCACUGUGGACGGGUCGGAGCUGGUCAUGAAGAAGAUGCAACCCGCCGACUCGGGGCUCUUCAAGGUCACCGACCUGGCCAGCUUCACUGUGGCUCAUGUUUACAUAGACGUGGAAGCCUAUAAAAUGGCUCCUCUGGCUGUUGCCAUCCUGUCCAUGCUGGGCCUGAUCGCCUUCUUGCUGCUGGUGUGCCUGCUGUCCUGCCUCUAUAAAAUACAUAAAAGAAACGAGAAGAACAAGAAGCUGACGCUCAUCGCCCAGCAGGCCGGCAAGAAGGACGGGGAAGCUUUCCGACAGGUGGUCCAUGAGGCUUACAGCAGGUUCACUGAAGAGUCUCUGAUGCAGUCAGUGUGUGAUAAACCUUCAGAAACCACCGAGGUCACCAUCAAGGGUCUGGAGGUGUCCAAACCCGGCCGCUACCAGACUCUUCCCUCUGACAACUUCCUGGAAAUGAGUGACUCUGGAGUCGAGUUCAGCCACUCUGGACUCCCGCUGGACAGCGACACCGAGGCAGUGAUGACCUACGCCUCCCACAAGCCCCUCCUGAACGCCGCCUCCCCUCCAGCUGUGACGGACGGCGUCAUGAUGUCCGACAGCCUGGAAGCCACGGCGGCCAUGGACGGAGACCUGAGCGCCGUCCGAACCCCGGACUCCGUCCUCAGCGCCAGCCCCGCCUCCAACCCGCGCUCGGCCUCGGCCGCCACGCCUGACGGCAGCCUGCAAGGGGCCGCGUCCCCGGCGACGGCCUCCAGGGUCACCGCGGGGUCCGACUCGGCCAAGACAGAGGGCGGGACAGAGGGAGAAGAAGACGGUCAGAAGGAGUAAUCAGGAAGUGCCAGAGUGUUUCUGGAACCUUUUGUUAUCCGAACAUCUGAAACAUCACAGAUUAAACAGAGGAUGGACGUAGAUGUCCAUCCUCAUGGACGUAGAUGUCCAUCCUCUGGAAGUUUUUCAAACACAGAGUUUGAGAAAAUGAAAGGCUACAACCUCACUGUCUAUCAAAAGAACAAAGUAAUGUAGUGCAUAAAUUGCAUGCAGUUCCGGAAAACACAAAAGAAGAUAUCUUAGAUCAGACGUAGACGUUAGAGUAGACUACAUGCAUGCUUUAACAAAUGAAAUGCACUUAAAUCACAUCAAAUCAUCUGAAUUCCUGUCAAACCGGUUCAGUAAUGAGAAAAUGACAAACGUUUGAGGGUAGUGACAGACAGGCGGCGUGUUUCAGACAGCCUUUGAGCUGCAGCGUGUUUCCUCUGACGCCACGUUCUCAGAAAAUCACAGCAAUGAGUGAUUUCAGUCCGCUCUGUUAUUAACAGCACAAGCAUGUCAGAAAACAUCCCCUCAUCUCACAUGAAACUGCUUGUUUCAGCAUCCGCUCGCUGCGAUGAGCCACUUGAGGUGUUAUGUCUCAAAAAACAACAACAACAAAAACACAUCAUGCAAGAUGAAACCGGUUCAAGUAGACGGAGCAGCAACACCUCUCUGAAACUGCUGCUGGUUGUUUCAAAUAUUAGGUGUCAGAUCUGCAACAUUUGAAGGAUUUGUCAGAGGAAACCUGUCAAAAUGUUCCACUUUAUCUCACUCAACAGUCAAAAGUAUCAUCAUCUCUGUUUUUGUUUGCUGCUUCUAGUUAUCAUUCACUCGGUUCCAGGAAGGGAAAGAAUUCAGGGGAAACUGACUGACAUUUGUGUGACUUUCAGAGCGAAUCUCGAGAGCAUAAUUGGAUUCCAGGUCUCUUUGCAGACAGACCAAUUCAUGGACGCCGUGGAGCGCGGACCGGUAAUAAAAGAGCUGAAAGCGCCGGGAAAAGGGUAGGAUUCAGGGAACAGAUGAAUGACAUCCAUGAUUCAAAGCCUAUUUUCAUCUCGGCCCGGAAUCCGCCUCACAGAGCUCUCAUUAUUGGAGCCCAGUUGUUUGGCAAAAUGAAGUAACUGGAAAGAUAAAGUUGGAUCAGGGCGUGAUAACGACGCAGCCUUUAGCUUCAGUAAAAUGAGCGGCUGUCAGAGAGGUGUGUGUGUGGAGGAGAGAGUUUCAUUCAAUUCAGCCAAAAUCAUCAAACACUGGAGAGAAACAUGAGUCUGAGAGGCAAAACCUUCAGCUGACGGUAAAAUGAUCAACGCUCCUGUCUGUAAAAAAAAGGUUUAUAGGAUUUAAAUACAAAAAAAUACAUGGGCAUGCAUGCAUUGCUAAUAGUACUUAGCAUAAUCACUGAGCUCUACUAUUAGCUUAUUAUUUGUAAAUGGAGCCUGGAUAAGUUUGGUGAUGUCAUGCAAAGAUUUGGAUUGUUUUGGUUUGUGUUGCUCAUAGUGAUUACUGCUCUCACCGACCACAACAAUUAACAAACCCCACUGGUUCUUCACUUGUAACUAGAACGUUCUAAGCUUGGAAGAAAUAGAGUCAGAUCCAAAUUCCAACAUCUGAGGAAAAUGAAAAGCAGCCCAAGCUCUCACAGGCCUAACAACUGAGUUUGACUAAUUAGUUUCCCUUUCCUGUUGUAGAAGAAGAUAAUUCAGGUCACAGAAAACUAAUUUCCACCUCUAACUGUGAGCAGGACAUGAAACUCUGCCGAGGAAACUCGUCGCUGUGCUUCCUCUCCUCCACACGUCCAGCCUCUGAGCUCCUCUGCUUUUAGGGAAGCAUCAUGGCAGCAUCGAUCACAUCUGCUGACACACACUGGCCGCAACAAGACCUUUGGGUCCCAACAGUUUCAUUUAUUCAUCAGCGUUGCUGUUACCAUUGACAUCUGUUAGCAGUACGAUGUCAGCCUGGACAGACUGCAGGAUUCACCCCAAAGCAGCAAAACAGGCACCAAAGUUUUAUUAUUAGAAGAGAAAAGCACAAAUUUAGCAUGUGAUUCUUUUUAGAUAUGAACAAGUUUCACAUUUUUAUUGAUGAGGGUAAAAAAUAUGAAGCAGCUAUUGUAAAUAUAGUUCAGUGAUCUGCAAAAAAUGACUAGUUCUCUUCUUCUUCAGGAAAAUUCAUUAGAAUCAUUCAGCAUUGUAUGUAAAACGACUUUCAUAUCCAACUCAAAUGGGAAAAUGAUCCAUUUGAUGGGAGUUUUAUGAGGAAAUGCUUAAAACUGACAGGAGGGUGACUGGAAAGCUCCCGAAAUGGACUCUGUAGAUCUGUAAAUAUCAGCUGGAUGUAAAUGAGCUAUGAUGCAUCAAUUUGGUGGACUAAUAACAGGAUAACUACUGAAUAUUUAAUAUAAUCUAAUGCAAUAUUAAUGAUAAAGGCACGGAAGCAUCACGAACUCUCUCCUCCUGCAAGAAAACCCAGACGUAGCACAUCAGAACACAACUCUACUGUUAGUCGUCUGUUUCCACUGUAAAUAUAGAAAUCUGUGAUCUGCAUGUGGAUAAUCUCAGAAUACUCACACCUUUCUUACUACGAGGCUUAUGCAAGAUUUUUUACCACAUUGAUCCUUGAACCACAUAUCCACAGUAGGUAGGAAACUUUGCCUUCAGCUGGGAGGUCUGUCAUGUUUACAUGUUGAAAUCCUUUCAUCAAGUUGGCCUGGGCAGGAGGCGAGCUGUCUGCGGCUGCAGGGCCUGUUCACACAUCGCAGGUGCUGAUGGUUUGAGCAGGAACCGUUCAGGCUCUGCCUCAAACGCAAAACCUGACAAACAAAAUCUGGAAGCUGAAGCACAAAGCCAGUGUUUGGGAAAAAGAACACUUUCACAGCAUCUGUUGGGAUUUUACCUCAAAAUGUCAAUUAGAUAAAGUAAGAAAACUUUAUAGGAUCUCAUAUGUUUUAGAGGAUAAUGUUGUUUUUAACUUCCUUCUGUUAUUAUUAGUAAAGAGUUGAUCUCGUCUUGUUAACACACACAAAUUGAAACACCCAGGAUUAUAUUUCCUCAUAUUUGGAGAUUAGUUAUUUCUCCUUAUUUGUUUUUUUUUACUAUUAAAAUCUUGCUGAAUGAACCCAACAAACCCCAACAAAUACAUUUUAUACCCCUAAAAGUAAACCACUGAACAAAUCUGAGAUUUUUAAUCAUAAAAUUAUGUCCCACUAUAGAAAUGUAGUUUGUCACAUGUCAACGUUAAUAACCACUCCUCAAACAUACAGAAUAAAACAUUUCUAAGGUUCAUCUUCAGCAGUGGAGAUGCAGGAUUUCAUGUCCAGGUUUUAGUUGAUCAUCUGUGCCGGUCUGCAGGAUUCCUCUGGAUCCCUCAGGCCCACUGCAGGCGGCAAACGAUUUUUUCAACCACGCCGACUGUGCAUGAGCAUAUGGCGGCUUGUGGCUGCUGCAGACUGAAACAUAUAGUAUGAACCAAGAUGGAGUUUUUCUAAUGUGGAUCUGAAAAGGACUACACUUACAAACUGGAGGACAUUGAUUUUUAUUCUUUAUAUUUAAAGAGUAAAAAUAUUUAAAGAUAAGAAUACAUUUUUUUAUAUUUAUUUAUUUAUUUUUAUUUUUUUAAUUAGAUGACAUUUUACCACUAGAGGGAGCUCUCAGAAAGUCAUGAGUUACAAAUGAUCUGUAAAAACUGUUCUAACAUCUGAAUGGACUAAUUCUGUGUUGAAUAACUCUGCAUAGAUCAGGCACAACAUUAUGACCACUGACAGCUGAUGUAAAUAACACUCAUCAUCUCUUCAUCAUGGCUCCUGCUGCUGGUUUGGACACAUUAGGCUCCAAGUGGAGGCAGAAAAAUGGACAAGCGUUAGGAUUUAAGUUUUGCAAGAACUAAAAAAUUAUGUAAAGACAUUCUGGGUUGUUUUGGUGGUACAGUAUUAUUAAACAUUGGUCUAAUGAAUAAUUUGUGGUAAACUGGCGGCAGGGUAACAGCUACAGUCACUGAUGCAGACUGGUGCAGAAGGCUGGAAGCUAUCCGACAGGAAGCUGAAGGAGGUUAACGUGACAUCUGUGAGAUGUGCUGGACAAACACGUCUAAUCCACGAAGCUUCCAUGAUCCAGAGGCUCUGCUGCAUCCUGGUGCCAGAUACCACAACACGUUCAGAGGCUCAGCAGGGACCAAUGAAGCAGGAGGUCAUAAUGUUAUGACUGAUGUUGAUUGUUUUAGUCCUGGGAGAUUCUCCUUUUCUGUAGGUGACAUUUUAACAGUUUACUUCUUUAUGUUGUUACAAAGAUAAAGAAAAUGAAAAAUGCACAUUAACAGUAUCAUGGGAGCCACUAAGGUUUCCAUUUUACCUGAUUAAGGUCCAAUAAAGAGCUGAUGCCUGGAAACGGUUCCUUAAUGCAAUAAAUUGGCCACAACUAGAAUCCUGUAGUGUGCAGAACUCAGAGUUUUUUUUUUGUUUCUCCACUGUGGGACAUAAAAAAACCUUUCCAGAAAUGGAUGUUCAUGUUUUUAUUGCAGUACUUAUAGCUAAUUUUACAAAAUGCAUUCAGACCAUUUGUUUAUGCAUUAUUCAGCAAAUUCCAGAAAACAUCUCUAAAAGAGGAGAGAUAUUUCCUUCUUGAUUAUUUUUGUUUUUUAAAGUUAUUACCUCCAAAUAAUAAAUGUAAAAUUAUUAUUAUCAAAUAACAAACUCAAUUUAAUUGGAUUUUCCAUCUAAAACUGGAACAACAGGAAUCAGUUAUCAGAAGACAAACAGUUUAAAACAUGGAGCCGUUUUCCUCUCCUUUCCCUCAAUCUGCCCCGGUGUGACAUGCAUCUGCUUUAAAUGCCCCAUGGGUGCAGAUACUUACCCCCUCUGCAUGAACCAGCAGAUGGAGUUAAGUGAAAGAUAUUUGAAAGCUGUAUUUAAAGCAGGUUUGAGGAUUUCAUUCUCUUCAUCUUCACAUUUCAAAGGCCUCUGGAUCUGUGUUCACUCCUAUCUUUGAAAAAUGCUAAAUUUCUCCUUUUUGAAGUGAAGAUGAAACAUUUAAUUGUGAUCAAAAUCCAGAUUCUCAUUGCGAGGCCACUUUGAUGCUUCAUGGGGUGAAAGUUUCAUCGAUCCUCCUGGAGUAAUGACUGUAAGUUCAGGCUGAUGGAGACUUUAUGAAAGGAUUUGUGUUUGUGUCAUUCACCUCGCUCUCGUGUUUUCUGUUUCAUCACACGUUCAGAAAGCUCCUCGGAGCAGAAGUGCUGAUCCGUGCUCCGGCGGAGGGAGAUUUAAUAAAAUGCUCUUUCAGCCAUGAUUCCCUCUAAUGUUAAUCUGUUAUUCUCUGAAAUUCCAAAGAAUAAUAAUAAUAAUAAUAAUAAAAGGGAAUCAAUGUCUGCAGCAAGUGGCAGUUUGCUAAUACCUUUGAACCAAACAGGAAAUUACUCAGAGAUCAGUUACCUUCUCUCCACUGGAGCUUGAAUCAACAGCCUUUUCUGAUUCAUGACAGAUAAUUGGCGAAACUAAUUGCCAGGCGCUUAUCUUUGUGAGAGUGAGCUUAUUCUGGCGCAGAGUGUUUUGUAGUAAUUUCCUUUUCCGAGUAAUGAACACAUAAAGCGACGCCACGCCUCCCCCUGAUUGAUCCCUCGGCUUGAAACUCGUUUCUAACCUCACCUUCAUCCUCCCAGCACCACAGAAUGUUUUUAUACGAUAAAACUAGAACCUGAAAUUAUUUUGAUAGAAUUUGUGUUUGAAACAAUGAUGUCAUCCCAAUAUUUUGUAGAGAAGCACCACACGUUUUAAUGAAUGACCGUUUCAGUGUUUUUGUAGCAAUGCAUUUAAACUCUAGCUGUGUUUAAUAUUCCUUCUUACUCGAAUAUUAUAGCCACAACCUGCUGUCCUGUGUGUUUGUAACAGUUAGUGUAGGUGCAGCAUGCCGGCCUGUAGAUUACUUGUGGGACGAAAGGCCAGAAAGCAAAUAAUGAUCACAUGAAUUGCAUCGUUUUUCUGUGGCUCUGGUUUCCCAUCAGCCUCCUGAAAAUCACCUGAUCACUGCUGGGACUCAGCAGCAGUAAAACUGGAGGAUCGUAUUUCUCAUUUUGCAUAAAGUAGAUAUUAAACUACUUGUUUUGGUUGUAAAACAUUUUUUUCCCCAAUCGCUGCUGUUCCAGCUGAAAUGAGUGAUAAUUAUAUGGAAUCUGAAAACAGAA